Molecule: messenger RNA, 969 nt
Organism: Lactuca virosa
Lineage: Eukaryota; Viridiplantae; Streptophyta; Magnoliopsida; Asterales; Asteraceae
Source: the annotation of a GenBank genome assembly
AUUUCACAAGGUUCGUAGGACGCCACGUACCCUGUCUUCUAAACAACGUCAUGGACAUCUAACGUCGAUUCACAUAUAUGUCGAUUCAUAUUGCCUCAAAUCUUCUAAACAACACCAUCAGAAUAUGUUUUUUUGCACCGCUUCCAGGAAAACACGAUGCUUCCAAUCAACAUGACGACGAAUGCACUUCUUCAAGACAAAGAGGGUGUAUAUAUUAUGCCAUAUUCUCUCCAUCAAGAUCAAUCCGAUUCAAUUUCUAUUUCCCUCUUUUACUCACAGGGCUUUGAUAACUUAACGCCUGACUGGUAUAUAUCUCCAGUAAAUUUAGGUGAAGGCAUACGACACGGGGAUGUAACAAGGGUAAAUUUCACAAAGCCCGACAGUAUUCACGUCUUAGGGAAUCAAACAACUUCUAGAGAUAGCAUGAAGAAUGUUGGUGCUCCAAAAAGUGCUUCUACUUGAAUGGUUUAUUGUUUUUUGAUAUAUUCUUCUGAUUUCUGAACCGGUGAUUUCGAUUUUUAGAUGUUUUUACUUAAAGGGUUUGGAAUAUAGAUUUAGAUCUUGGAUUGGACCUAAUUUGGGUUUUGGAAGGAUUCUGAUUUUUUGUUAAAGUUUCACAUAAUGGGCACCUUGGAUGAUGGUUUGAGCAACAACUAAAGACUUUAGCCAUUGAAGAUGUUGUGAAGGUUUUGUUGCAGAGUUUGGGUGAAGACAUCAAUAGAGGUCUUAGGAAGAAACAUCUUCAUGUCGCUAAAACCCUUCAUGAAAGAACUCGAGUGUAAAGGCGGAUUGCUUUGUAAAGUAUUUGAAAGUAUGUCAUGUUUUUGUUACCGACUUACCGUACAUGCUAAUGUUGGGCUUCUUCAUGGCUGUUGUGGGUUAUAAAAGAAUAUCGAGCAAUGGAGGGUUGGCAGUUCGUUAAUUUUGUGGAAAACAGUAAUGGAUCAAAGAACCAUAUGAAUAUGUUAG